GUACCUCAUUCCUCGAGACAUGUCUGUUGGCCAAUUCAUCCAUGUCCUGAGCACCAGGCUUCGUCUAGCACCUGGAAAAGCUCUCUUUGUAUUUGUAAAGAAUACUUUGCCUCAAACAGCUAGCUUAAUGAGUACCGUGUACGAAUCAUACAAGGACGACGAUGGCUUUCUGUACAUGUGUUACAGCAGUGAAAAGACCUUUGGCUAAGGUAAUAAUCUGAUUGAGAUUUGUGAAUGCUGAAGUUGUUGUAUACUUUCUGCUGCUUCUCCUGUUGUGAGUAUUAUAUUCCAUGAACAAAUUUGUUCUUACCAUGUAGACAUUAGUAUGUAUAAUGUGUAAAUUAUUUAAUAUUGUAACGGGCCUAAUCCCACCGCUA
Molecule: messenger RNA, 377 nt
Organism: Cucurbita pepo subsp. pepo (vegetable marrow)
Lineage: Eukaryota; Viridiplantae; Streptophyta; Magnoliopsida; Cucurbitales; Cucurbitaceae
Source: RefSeq, a predicted model, not a curated record